AGCUCACUGCCCACUCCACGCCCACGCAGAGUCUCCCAAACUCUCGGUCGCAGGAGGAGAGAUGCUGUGGGGGAUGUAAGACACGGGGAUCGGUAGACAGCAAUUGGAUUCUCGGGCGAAAAUCAGCCGCUCUGAUGGCAUGAAGACAGCAGAUAGACGGUCUGCCAGCAGCCAACCACUCUGCUACCUUCAGGUUUCAAUGUGGAAACCGCCUCCUCCCCACCACCUCCAGCAAGUCUUCGUCUGACGGGGGUUGACCAGAAUCUGAGCUGGGAUGUCCCAACUGUGCUGAGGCUGGAGGAGGAGAAGUGUGGAGAUUCUAGGAAUCUAGAGGAGGAGAGCGAGACACAAUGGGUGAUGGAGGUGCCUUGCACACGGAGGGCAAUGCCCUUCUAAAGGCGGUGUUCCAGGGCAAACUACGCCUUGCACGCCUUCUACUGGAGGGUGGAGCUUAUAUUAAUGAAGGGAACAAGAGAGGGGAGACGCCUAUUAUUGCAGCCUGUCUGGCAAGAUAUGACGAUUCGCAGACCCGGCAGAGAAUGGUGCGAUACCUUCUGGAAAAGGGGGCAGACCCAAACAUCCCUGACAAAUCAGGUCGUACCGCCUUGAUGCAUGCGUGUGCAGAACAGGCAGGUAAAGAGGUGGUGGCACUUCUGUUGGAAAACGGAGCUGAUCCCAGUUUGAAAGACUACAGCGGGGCCUCUGCACUCAUACACGCCAUCAAUAGGGGUGACAGAGACACCCUCCGGGUCUUGUUGGAUGCCUGCAAAGCUAAAGGCAAAGAGGUUAUCAUUAUAACCACUGACACAUCUCCUUCUGGCACUAAAAAGACUAAACAAUAUCUGAACUCCCCACCAUCUCCAGGUGUGGUGGACAAAAUAUCACCUGCUUGCAUGUCUCCAUCUGAAGUGGAGAUCCAUACCUCUGGCUCAGCUCCUGGUGAGGAGGAGACUAUCUUCAGCUUCGCUGUGAGUUCAGCACUCCCAUUACCCUCCAGCAGACCACAGGGUGAGAGGAGACCGCCACCCCGCAAACUUUUAAAAAGACUUAACUCUGAGCCCUGGGGCCUGGUGGCUCCCUCUGUACUUGCUGAAAGAGCAGAGCGGAUGGAGGGGGAUUUAGCAGAAGAGGAUAAGUUGGUCUCGGAGAUGAAUGGGCUGUCAGUCUCAGGUCCAGGCAGACCGCUUCUGUCCCGAAGGCACAGUAUAGAAACCCAUGACCCGUCCUCUCCUAAGCUGAUGGACCGGUCCUGUUCUGAGGACUGUGCAGCACUGUAUGGCCCAUCUUGGGCCGAUAAAGUCCAUCAGCACCAGUCACUGUAUCGAAGAAAUACAGCCCCUGAGACCCAAGAGAAUGCAGCACAGGCAUUGGCCUGCAUUCGUGCACUGCCACAUUCCAAACUCACCCGCAUGGAACACUAUGAGUCAGACACCCCCCUAUGCCCUGGCUCCAUCCCUGGAUCUCCAGAUUCAGGACGCGUCUCUGUGGAGCGGCGCAAGUACAAUGCCUCUCCUCUGUCCCUGCUCACAAGCUCUUCCCGGGAAUCUCUGGAGAGCAUUCCUAACUCUGUGUCUCCCAUCACAAUACGGAGACGUCCACCAGGGCUGUUGGAACGGCGAGGAUCAGGCACUCUUCUCCUGGAUCACAUCUCCCACACACGACCUGGGUUCCUCCCUCCUCUCAACGUCAACCCCCAGCGACCCAUUCCUGAUAUACGGGCCAAUGGAAAACCCACUUCUCCCGUUCACUCUGGAAGCAAGAUCCUACUGCCAGUUGCCCCUUCAUCCCCAAAACGUGGGCCAGAUUUCAAAAUGAAGAAGAAACUGAUGAGGAGACACUCGAUGCAGACGGAGCAGAUGAAGCAGCUUUCGACUUUCCGGGAAAUCCUAACAGAAAAAGUGAUGGAGAUGAAUGGAGAUUGAGAGAAAGAGAAAAGAAGAGAGUUAGUGCUGGCCGAGAGGCCGUUUCAUCUCCAUCUUCUUUGAGACACACCUGCUCUGGUUCAAUUUGGCUCCUACAGAACAUACUGCAUACAUAACAAAUAAGCAUUUUGGAAUUGGAAUAAUUUCCAAAUUCAGAUCAUGGAAGAAAAUUGGUCACUUUGAUGCAGACCAUUCUGAUAUUAUUUGAAUUAUUCCUUGCCCAUACAAAUUCAGAAGGCGUAAAGAUGAGACAGACCCAUUUGUGUCAGUGGAAUCUAAUGAUGUUGAUGUUUGAAUCUGCCGCAAUUCUCAGACGAGACCUCACAGAUUCUGUUUUCAACAGGUUUCUCUGUUAUUAGCACUGUUAGAGCUUUCAGCUUUUUUACUGUUGUUGGUCUGUGAUGUAAUAUUCUGUGGAAUAAUUGGGAAGAUAAUUCUUCUUGUUUUCCAAUAAUGUAAACAUGUGUAGUUCAAAACUCAAAGGUUUAUUUCUUCAAGCAUAAC
Molecule: messenger RNA, 2426 nt
Organism: Xyrauchen texanus (razorback sucker)
Lineage: Eukaryota; Metazoa; Chordata; Actinopteri; Cypriniformes; Catostomidae
Product: ankyrin repeat domain-containing protein 34A-like
Exons: 3
Coding region: 351-1922 (523 amino acids)
Molecular function (GO): protein binding
Source: RefSeq, a predicted model, not a curated record